UCUAUAAACUUUCUUAUUGAGGUGGACGUUUAACCCAGCUUCAUUGACGAACGUUGAUGCUCAAAGUGACGGUAGCACCGCAACUAACGCAGUUAAUGAUAGCUUUGCUGUCGGCGACUUGGUGCAGAUCCGCAUUGUUUGGAGGGACUCUUUAGAGCCGACCCUCGGUCGAAUUGGUCUCAUAGUGGAAGUGACCGAAUAUGGUAUUCCGCUGAUCAGAGUGCACGGUAGAGACUUCCUGUACAUAAAGAGAUCUGUUACGUUGUUGCCGAGAGAGCGCUUGCUGUUCCUGUUGAGGACACACUUCGAGACUUACAUGCCUUCAGAUGGGCAGGACGAGCUUGUAAAAGCUGUAAGGAACGGAGAGGUCGAUAAUGUCUACGCGAUCAUCCGCCAGGCUUACCAGGAUUUCAACGAAUUUACAAGUGCGUCGCUCGGCGUAGAUUGCAACUUCAACUUUUUUGUCAUAGACGCCAAUGGAGACAGGAGGACAUUCACCCGGGACGAUGUAAGGAAACAAAUUACUGGCCAUGGUAAAAGCGACGAUGAUAUUCCAUACAAUUUUGCUCCCGGUGACCAGGUGAUGAUCCGUAAGAGCGGGAUGACAAAAGGAAAAGUUGGUACAGUAAUGGUCGCCUGCAAAGAUAGUCUCAUCAUACGAGUGUGCGGGUCUUCUUAUUCAUACAGCCGGGAAGAUGUUACGUUAAUGAACCGAGAGCGCUUUAACCUGUUGAAGAAACACUUUCAGACACACUCGCCGGUAUGUCAGGGAGACGAGCUUCAACAAGCUGUAAUCAAAGAUGAUUUCGAGAAAGUGACCGCAAUAAUACGAAAGGCUUACAAAGAUGCUGCACGCAUCUGUGAAUACCAAUUAACCACGGCAAUGGAUGAUAUACAAGACAGGGUGCAUACAGAACGUAAUUUGGAUCCACAUCACAACCUAUUCGUCGUAGUGGAAAAUUCUACGCUAGACGAAUUCGGUGGGGAAAUUGAGUUUCGAGCUAAUCUAGAAAAACGAAUUUCGUCCGAAAUGAUCCGAUCAAGAAUGAAAGGGGAAAUCUACCAAGACCGGUCAGUUCUGCAAAUUCUACCCGUCAAUCUAGUUCUGAACAAUGACCAAUACACGUUUAAAACUGUAAAAUCUGCUACGGACAAAGGCAUACCUUCCGUUUUGGUAAUCACAACUGACUCGGAUACUCGCAGACGACAAGACAGUGCCAUUUCGGACAGCAAGAAUGAAAUCAAAUCGAAAAUGCCUCGAAAUAAUACUAGUCCAAAUGACGGAAUCAAAACGUUUGAAGAAACUUACCAGGAAAAGCUACACCUUUGCGACAAGUUCAAAAUGCUUGCGCAGAUGAUCUGUGAUGUUUUGUGGGAUGAUGUUUCACUUGGGAGUUGUCUCUUGAACUGGGUUCUUUGCGAUCCUGACAGAGCUGUUGUUGUCAAGCGACUGGUGUGUACAGAUGACAUAAGAAAGAUAAUAAUGAAUAGUGAUGCUAUCGCAUUCACCAUGAAUUAUUUCUUGAUUCGCAAUGAUGUAGAAGUUAUUGAAGCGUUACUUCAACUGGAUGUCGACAUGAAUUCAGCGUGGAUAGACGCUCGGCAAUACAUUGAAUUAUGUAAGGAUGUUAAUGAUGGAGUGCUGAAUCGUUUGAAGGCAAAUAUAAAGGACAUACCCAUGGUUUCGUCGUUACUGCAGAAAGUGAAGGCGCGCCCAUUGCAAGGCAAAGUCAAUGCAAAAGCCUGGUGCAGGCCUGAGAUCUACUCUUCUGCAAAACAGCUGAAAACUGAAGAGGUAUUGCCAUACUGGGAGUACAUGUUUAUUUGGAGUUUAUUGUUGCGUAAACACGAUAUUGCGAAAAUAAUCUGGACCAAAACGGAGCAUCCGCUCAUCAUGUCCCUCAUUGCAUGCAAUUUAUGCAAGGCGGUGAAGCAGGACACAUACGAUACCGUUUUAAUUGUCGAAAUGGAAAACAUUAUGAGCGAGUGGUCUACUGUGGCUAAAGAUUGUCUUAACGAAUGCUACCAGAUUAGUAAAUCAGACACAUAUUACUCGCUGAAAAUGACCAUGCCUUUUUGGUAUACACAAUCAUGUCUAGAUGUGGCUGUUAAAUCGAGAAACAUUGAGUUCCUGGCCGAAAACGCAUGUCGCAAUCUAGUUGAAGAUGUCUGGAAUGGGAAACCAACGAAUGUCUAUUCAGCCCUAACUCCAAAAACCAAAUUCGCCUACAAUGUGGUCUCGUGUUUGGUGUUUCUGAUCCUGUUCGCGUACGUGCUGCUGUUUGAUCUUCCAAAAACUGUAUCGACCAAGGAAUUAGUGUUAAUGACAUGGGUACUGACCAUAUUGGUUGAAGAAAUCAGACAGAUGCAUCAAACGUAUCAGAUGUCUGGUUAUAAGAAGGUUAUUCCAUGUGUACAGCGAAUCAAAAUUUUGAAGAAUUACUUUUUGGAAGGAUGGAACUGCAUCGAUUUAUUAACGAUCGUCAUGUUUUUCCUGGGGUUUGGUCUGCGAUUCAUACAAUUUCGAGGCACGUCGUUUGAUUGGCCAAGAGUCGUGCUUGCUGUCGAUUUUGUUGUGUUUGUCGUCAGACUCGUUCACAUAUUCUCUGUUCAGAAAAUAACUGGCCCUAAACUAUUUACAAUUGUACGGAUGGUAAAAGACCUGUUGUAUUACUUGGUUAUUUUGGCUGUGGUUUUAUUGGCUUACGCCAUUGCGUCGUACUCCAUUCUCUACGCCGAUUCUCCAGUAACUUGGGAAACUGCUAGACAAAUAUUAUGGAAGCCUUACUGGCAUCUUUAUGGGGAACUCUUUCUAGAAGAUAUGGAAGAUUCAUCGGAUUGUACAAAUGAUGCUAGCUUAUGGACGAACGGAACAAGUGAACGCUGCCCAACCGAGACUGGCAGGAUUGUAGGUCCCUUCAUGAUGGGAGUUUACCUAUUGUUUUCAAAUAUCCUGCUUCUCAACACGCUUAUUGCAGUGAAUAGUUACACAUUUCCUAAAAUUCAUGAGCGUUCUGGCAAGAAAUGGUGUUUCCAGAGAUACGUUAUCGUCAAGGAAUACGCACUACGGCCCGUACUAUGUCCUCCUGUGAAUGUAUUUUGGCACAUAUACAAGCUUUUCCAAUGGUGUCUACAUAAGUGUACACUAAAGCCCUUAGAUGAUCCUUUCCAUUGUCCUUACAGCAAGUCGAAGAUAGGUUAUUUUAAAAAGGCACAACGCAGAUAUCUGAAAAGGGAAGAAACAGACAGUGACAAUUCGAUAGAAACGGCAAAUGAAAAGCUUGAUCAUUUGAAACAAAAUGCUGAGAAGGAAGAUGAGUUUAGACGCCUGAUUGUGGCUCAGCAAAACAAAAUGCAGGAGAGUAUCGACAACCUGCAUAGGGAGAAGGCUGAAAGGGAGGAUGAGUUUAAACGCCUGAUCCUCAGUCUUCAGGCUCAGCUUAACACAAUGCAGGAGAGUAUCGACAGCCUGCAUAGGAAGAAGGCUGACAGCGAACAUAAGGCGGAUGAAGAAACGGAAAAUUUGUCACAAUCAAAUUCCGACCGAUGCACACACUUUUAACGGGGCAGUAAUGUAAACACGAUACAUUAUGGGAGAUGGUCUGUAUGAACGAUCUCUACUUCAGCACUAUCGAGUAUGUAUGCUAUAAUCAUCGGGCAAUGUUGAAUGCUUUUCUAAUAUGUGUUGCACUUAACUAUGCCCGAACUAUGUAUUACGUCGUACAACUACGAACAAUUCACGAUAAAUAAUUCGACUGGAGCAUUUCGUUAACAAGUGUGUAUUCAAUUAUUUAGGUUGGAGUAUUUUCGGUGUAUAUGCAUGUUUGCUUUUUGCCUCUUGAUGUAUUGAUACGUUUUUGUUUUCAAUGUAUUCAAUGUUUGCACAAGUCGUUAAUAUUCGGUGUGAGUGUAAAUGAAUUAAGAGAAUGGUGAAAACGAACAGCAAUAGCUUCGGUACAAUUGUUUGCCAUGAAAUAGUGUAAUAAUAAGAAAAGUCAAGUUAAUACUGGCACAGUUGUCAGUCUAUACGUAUAUUGCAUAUGCUAUAUCAAGUGCAAAUUCAGUAUUGUCUGGGUCUUAGGUCAUGGUGUACAUUGUACUUAUUCGUACUAUUACUUGGCCGAAUGUAUGUAUGCGAAGAAAUAUGUACCUGUCUUGUACACCUUUAUAUUAUUGUAAAUGUUUAGUUGUAAAGUGUUGGUAUUGGAAGAAUGCGCGUGUUCGAUGAAUGCGUUUGGUAUUUGUUUCUUUUAUAAUGUAUUACUUUUUAUGACACACACUGGUAGUUAUAUUAAGUUUUACUAUUUGUUGAUACGUUUUAAACGAUGUCGCUAUCGUUUGCCUUUUAUUGUUGUUUUAUAAAUUGUGUGUACCUUAUGAUAUAUUAAGCAUUUCUUUAUUUACAUAAAUGUUCAUAUUGUAUGAAUAUGUUAAUGUUUGUUCUUUGUUUGAACCUUGUUUCUUGGGACAUAUAUUAUUGCAAUAAUAUUAAUGAAUCCAACAUAUUGUAAACUAAGAUGGUUUUAACAACACGAUCGUCAUUUUGAUGAAAACCGUUUAGUAUGUUCCAAAUGCUUAUUCGUAUAAUCAUAACACUAACAUCUACUGUUUUACCUGAUUUGGGGCAUUAAUAAACUGGGGCAUGAUUGAAUGCGCACAUAAAUGUUGUCACAAUCACAUUUCGACUGAUGUACACCCUUUUAAGUGUGUUUCUCCAUACUAUUUUAGACAUAACUUUAUUUUCUUUACUCUGCCCUGGUACUACAUUUGAACUGCAAUUAACAUUACGUUCAAUAUGCCAUACACUAUUUAUCAUUAUUAUUAGAAUCUGAAAUACAAUUAUAUUUAAACAAAUGCGCAAUUGAAAUCAGAUGUAAAUGCGUGUUAUUAAUAUAAAAUGUAAAUGCUAUUAAUUAAACAAUUUAAAUGAACAUUAAUAUGUAAUGCAAACCAAUGUUUGUUAUGCCUGAUAACCUGCAUCUGUAUUUUCAUGCUGAAUGCUUUUCUAAAGUGGUAUCUUUAUGAAUGUUAUAUUGUUGUUCGAAAAGAUUUUAGGUUAAGAAGCUAAUGUGCUUUUACAAAAAAGAGGAUGUUACAAGCAGUUUGUUAGUGACUGAAUGAGAAGAAUUGCUAAUUUUGAAAAUAUCAAUUAAUGAAAGUAAUUACCAUUUCAUAUAAUGUGUCAAUGUGUAUCUUAACCUUCAUGGAUCAAUGUUUCUUUGAUUGAAAUUAAUAUUGUGUAUAUAUAAGUUCAUACAAUUUAUUUUUUAACGAAAUACAUGACGUUUGUUUUUCUGUGGAAAAAUGGUAUUCCUACGGAUACCAAUUUGACAUCGCAUUUGAGUUUCAAUUUUCUUUGGAGUAUUGUUUUCAAACUCCGAUGAAAACAUUACAUUGUAGUUUUUUUAACGUGUGUUAUUGUAAUGUAUUUGCAUUAUGUAUUUUUUCUAUAUAACGUAACAUGGGCAGUUAAUUAAACACGACCAUGUAUGCUUUUAGAUAGGUUCAUACAAAUUAAGUGUAUGCGUAGUGUUGAAUUGUUGACUAAUUCUGAUAAUAAAAGCAGUUACGACCAAAUUCAUCAUGUUUAUGAUCAUCACAUUUCAACCAAUAUAUAUAUAUAUAUAUAUAUAUAUAUAUCUUUCUUUGAAAAACUAUAUAUUAAAUGUUUCAUUUUUGUUUAGAUUCAUAAAGAUAUGUUAUCUACUAUUGACAAGCGCUUCAUUAGGGUUGAUACGUAUACACUAAUCUUAAAAAGUUGCGUUUUUUCCUAACGCAAUAAUGUAAUGAAAUGAAUAAAAAUGUUCAGCGGUGAAUCAUGGAAAGCAGAUGCAGUCGGUAACAGAUUAACAACGCUCAGAAUAAACAAUAUAAGUCCAUCAAACCUUCUCUGAUCUUCUUAAGAAUGUACAAAGUUUUUAUUUUAAGAUUCUAUAACAGAUUAUUUAAAAAAAAAUCAACAUCACCAAUACCUGUUUCAUUGUUUUAAGUUAUUGUAUAAAAACAAUAUAUAUUUUGUUGCUUUGAUGUAUUUCGGCAAUAUUACUAGCGCUAUAUUUUAUUUGUAUUUUAAUGUGUAAGCUAUUGUUAAUAAUGUACUGGUAAUAUUAUUUAAUUUUUAUUGAUUACUGAUGUAUGUGUUAAGUUUAACGUGCGUGGUUUUUUCAGAUUUCAUUGAGGUUUGCAUACAAUCAACUAUUCUUGUACAAGUAUACAGUUGGUUCAUACACUUCCUAAGCAGUUAAAUCUGUAUACGUAGGCGUUUAUGCAUUUUUGAACAAUAGCACAUAGAUGUACCAGUAACAUAAGUUGCAAAUGUGUUUGUUAGUUUUAACAAGCAUAACAACACAAUGUUUAAGUCUAUAUUAUAAGUUUACAAGUGUAUAAGUAAUGCUAAACAUAUGUCUUUGACUAUUCUGUGCUUUAAACAUAAAUCAUUUGCAUAACUUUAAGACACGUUAAAAAAUGCUCAUAGCAAAACUCAUAUAACAAUAGCAUAAACGCAAAAUACCUUAUAUGUUUUCUUUCAAUUGAUUGUGUCAAAAUGUAUAUGCUAUUUCAUCACAAAUAUAGUAUUAGUAUUUUGUAAUGUGUUUGCCUGUGAAUCUUAACUAAACAAACACAUGUAACGCGUUAAUUAAACGCAUAUAGUCAUUAUUAUUUUAUUACAAUGAUAUUAAACAGAAUAUAAUCUAUGCAAACUAAAUUUUACUAUUUUGAGUAGGUAACGACUAUUUUGUUGUCUGAUAUGUUUGUUUGACUUUCUGAAUGUUACUGAAGGAGCUAUAUUUGCAUUUCAUAAUUAUACUGAUGCAUAUUAUAAGUUUACGAGUGUAAAAGUAAUUCUUUGACACUUCUGUGCUUUAAACAUGAUUCAUUUGAAUCAUUGAACAACUAUAAGAUACGCAGGAAUGCACUCAUAUAGCAAUAGUCCGGACGAAAAAUAACCAAUUAUUAAAUAUGUUUUAUUUUAAUAUAUUAUUUUGGUCAAAAUGUUUAUGUAAUUUCACCACACAUAUAUAAUAAGUAUUUUGUAAUUAUUUUGUCUCUGAAUCGUAACUCAACCAACACUUGUUUAUUAACGCGUUAAUUAAAUACAUGUUGUAAUUAUUAUUAUAUAAUACUGUUUUGACUUGUUGAAUGUUACUGCAGGAGAUGUAUUUGCAUUUUAUAACAAUACUGAUGCAUAUUUUUCUUAGCUUAGUAUACAUAUAUACUACAGAAAAUAACGCAUUUAAUUAAUUUGCAACAAUGGUAGUAGUAUGUUUAUGUUUCAAAUUGUAUAUCUCAUUAUUUUAAGUUGAAUGAACGAAAUGAUAUCGCAUAUUAAAUGAUGCAAUUUUGAUUUCAUAAGUGAUGAAUACAAUUUGAUUGAUAUAUAAUAUUAUGUUUGUUUGUAGUGUCUUGACUAAGCAAUCACAUAUGUGGACGUUUGCGUUAGAUCCAAAUAUGCAAAAACAUUGUAUGUCGUUAAAAAAACAUCGCAAAAGGGCAGAUUGAUCAAAUGUAAAUAUUAUCAUGGUUGUCAAAAACAUGAAUUGACAAUUAGAGUUUGAAGUUGUUAUCAACAGGAACUCGUUUUACGAACUGGUUGCGAGUGGAAGUUUAAAAGGAAUUUCUUGAGUUGUAUUUUAUGUUAUUUGCUUAAUGAUUUUGAAAUUGAUCAACCACGUGUUAAGCACAGAUGAUAUUUAUUAAGCAUUAACCUUUGGUUUUUGUUCAAGAUGUGCACGCGGGUCAUAGAGUUCAUAUGAAAAGAAUGCAUAUGCACAUAUGAACAUUAUAUAAGGACGUCUGUUCGUAUGCAAUACACUUUAUAACACCUAGCUUUUUAGAAUUAAAACGUCCCGUGUGUGAUACAUUUUAAAUACUUAUAUUAUUCUCAUUAUCAUAAGAAGUAGAAAUAGUAUAUCGUUUUUAUUGUGUAUUCUAUCGUAUAGUUCAUUAUUGAACAUAGUUGUUCUAACGUGUUAACAAACAAACCAUAGUGCAAAUAAAUUUAUGUACUUACAUACGAGGUCUGUUUUGGACUUUAUUAGUUAAACAUUAAUUUAUCGUAUUUAUGUUCAAUUAUGUAAUUUAACAUUAUACAUUCAAAAAUUACAUAAAAGUAACAUUCAAUUGGGUUUAAUCUAUUACAUUUUUAGGUAAACAACUUUGGACAUUUGUUUUGCUGUAAUUGCACUAUGAUUUAUUGAGCACUUUAAUCGAUCACUGUGUGUGUAAAUGUAUUUUGUAUUGAGACAAAGGUUUGAGUCUUUAGGUAUAAAUAACAGACCGAUCGGAAAUCGAGCAUCAUCAUUCGCAGAUAUGAACGAUCAGAUAUUUUCGUAUGCGUAUAUUCUAGAUAAAUUUUUGGUUUUUAAAUUAUUCAUUACCGUGUGUUUUGUGUAAUGAUCAAACAAAGGCUUCAACAAAUAUAAAAUGUGGCAUGGUAUGUGUUAUAAUCCGAUAGUUAAAUAAUAAAUACCCAAAGACUCAAAACACAUGAUUGUUUGCUCGUAGUGUGUUGUAGUAGUUUUAAUGACAUAUAUCUUUUAUUUUGUUAAGGGGCAUGUUCACAGAUUGCCACGAGGAUACAAUUUAUUGUUCACACAUAUUUCAUGACAUAUUACACAGAUAUAUACUAGGAGCGACAUUUUAAACAAGAAUAGUAGUCAUCAGUUUAAAUUGAUACACUUGCAAAAAUAACGCGAACAAAUGGGAAUUAUUGUUGUAACUACUAUUUUUAUUUAAGUUUUAGAAAAACACGCAAAUCAGUUACAAAAUAAAGAAAAUUGUAAAGAAUAAACGUAUUUAUAUCAUUAUUUCAGCAUAGACGAAAUGCAACAAAAAGGUAAUCUCGUUCGACCUUUGAUUGGCAAGAAUUUUAAGCCAAGAGGAAGCAUCAUUGACCUCCAUCAAUACGAUUAUCUUGUACUGCGUAUUAAAUGAUUAAUGAAAAACUUUAAAAUUGUCAGGCUUAGGCUAAAAAUAAUGAACAUCAAAAAAUAACUGUGAGCAUGUCCCAUGGAUUACUUAUACAGUUAUUAGAAGAUGUUUUUACAAAUGGUGUUUUGAGGCUUUAUAAAAUUAAAACAAAUAUGCCUUUAAUGUUGUAAUAAUAAAGGGUUCAAUACAUAAAACUUUAUUCCUUAUAAGAGAACAUAACGGCGAUAUUCAGAUAAAAUUAAAUAUAAGCAUGUAUUACCUUUACUCAAUACUUCUUGUUUGACAAAAACGUAAUAGCGCUAAAAUUGCUUUAUUACAUAUUUCUUAAGUACCUAUAGGCGCAAUUGUCAAAAUAGUUAUAAAAAGGGUUCAAAUAAAUUGGCAAGAUUUUAUGUGAGAGGGGGUAUAUUUGCCUUAAAAACGAGAUUGCUUAAUCUAUUUAGAUAUAUGUUAAUACCUUUCUUAGGUUUCUACCAAAACCCAAUUAGGAAAUUUCAAGAUUUAUAAUUUUGAAAAUCUAUUUUCAAGAAAAUUAUCUAUGUGCUUCUUAAAAGCGUUUAAACAGCUAAAAAGCAAGCGUUACCGAAAUAAGAAUAUUUUUUAUAAAAGCCUCAAGAUGCCAUGACAUGUACUAAAUAUUCAUAUGUGUAUGCAUGCAUAUUAUAACAGCUUCACAUAUAAGCAUUAUAAAAAAGAAAGAACAGU
This is a messenger RNA of Dreissena polymorpha, 9636 nucleotides long. Its product is annotated as transient receptor potential cation channel subfamily M member-like 2. Gene Ontology annotation, cellular component: membrane. NCBI's taxonomy places the organism in Eukaryota, Metazoa, Mollusca, Bivalvia, Myida, Dreissenidae. The transcript is spliced from 30 exons. Bases 317 to 3562 code for a protein of 1081 amino acids. Gene Ontology annotation, molecular function: ligand-gated calcium channel activity. Gene Ontology annotation, biological process: calcium ion transmembrane transport. The record is from RefSeq and is a predicted model, not a curated record.